UUAAACUGGAACUGCUUUAGAGGUUCGUCUGUCUCUCUUCGAAGUUAAAACAAAUCAAAGAUCUGUUUCCAUACUCUUCUUUGAAAACACCCAGCAGAGUCUCUGAGCACCGUAAAGAUGUCUGCUGUCAGCAGUUUGCUAUGUGAAGACCAGUUCCUGUGCGCUAUCUGUCUGGAUGUGUUCACCGACCCAGUCAGCACACCAUGUGGGCACAAUUUCUGCAAAACCUGCAUAACUUCACACUGGGGGUCUGAUGUUCAGGUCCGAUGCCCCCUCUGUAAAAAGACUUUCCCCACAAAACCUGAGCUGCAGAUCAAUACAUUAAUCUCUGAGAUGGCUGCUCAUGUAAAAGGAACAGCUGCUCACAAAGCCACCAGCAGCAGCUCUGAGCAACAGGUUGCCAAACCAGGAGAGAUAUUAUGUGACAUCUGCACUGGAACCAAACUGAAGGCUCUGAAGUCCUGCCUGGUGUGUCUGGUUUCCUACUGUGAGAUUCACUUAGAGCCUCAUCUGAGAGCAGCAGGUCUGAAAAGUCACCAGCUGAUCGAUCCUGUUGAGAAUCUGGAGGAUAGGAUGUGUCAAACCCACAAUAAACCUCUGGAGCUCUUCUGCAAAACUGACCAAAAAUGCAUCUGCAUGCUCUGCAGUAUUUUAGACCACAAAACUCAUGAAGUUGUCCCCCUUAAAGAAGAGUAUGAGAAAAAGAAGACUGAGCUUGGAGAGACCGAGGCCAAACUACAGCAGAUGAUCCAGGAGAGAGAAGUGAAGAUCCAAGAGUUCAAAGAGUCAGUCAAAGUAAGCAGAGAAAAUACAGACAAGAAGAUAGCGAGUGGUGUUCAAAUCCUUACUGAGCUAAAGGAGGCUGUUGAGAGAAACCAGGCAAUGAUGGUUGAAAAGAUGGAACAAGAGCACAGAGUGACAGAGAAAAAGGCUGAGGGUUAUAUCAAAGAGAUAGAACAGGAAAUAUCUGAUCUGAGGAAGAGAAGUGCUGAGGUGAAGCAGCUUUCAUAUUCCGAAGACCACCUUCACUUCCUCCAAAACUUCCCCCCCCUGAAAGCUCCUCCCAUCAUCAAAUCCUGGAAAUUGGUUAAGGUCCAUCUCCCUACAUAUGCAGGGAUUAUGAGGACAGUUGGUAAAGAGUUAGUGAAGAUACUAAAAAAGGAAGCUGAGAUGAAAAAAGCAGUAAUAUGAAGUAAAAGUUUGUCACUUGAGUCUGGUUUUUAUCUGGUGGACCAGAGUGAUUGGGUACGGAUGGUACGUAAGGCUUUGAUGCUUUCAUGAAACAGUAAGUGUUGAUUUUUGAAAGCAUGACAUCUUUUAUUUGAUUUUUGUGUGCUUCAUGGGGGUCUUAGCACUUACUAGAUACAGAUGGGGAGAUCCAAGUCAAAAAGGUUGGGAAACACUGCUCUAGUGUAAGUAGAAGAGCCUGGUUGCUGAACUGCAAGACUUUUCACUAAUAGAAAACAUUUGCUGCAUUAUGAAAAAAGAUCUAGCAAAGAAGACCCAGGACUGAUGAGCAGCUAGAAUCCUCUAUCAGACAAGAAUGGAGCAACAUUUCUCUCUCAAAAGUCAAGCAACUGGUCUCCUCACUGCAAAGAUGUUUACAGACUGUUGUUAAAGGUAGAGGGGGUGCUUCACAAUCGAACAUAUGUCCCUGUCCCUACUUUUUUGAGACGUGUUGCCGUCAUUAAUUCAGAAUGAGUUCAUAUUUUUCAUGAAAUGGUAUGUCUCAGUUUCAACACCUGAUAUGUUGUUAAUGUUCUAUUGUGAAUUAAAUAUGGGUUUAUGAGAUGUGCUAAUCAUUACAUUCUCUUUUUAUGUACAUUUUACGCAGUGAUCCAACUUUUUUGGAAUAGUGGUUGUAGAAACCAUGCAAUACAUUUUUGCCAAACAUCUAAUAACUCCAAGCUCACACAGAGACUCAGAAUAAGUUGACAAGCUUCCAUUACUGCGGUGGUAUCUCUACAACAUAAGUUUGUUUGAAUAAAAGUUGACU
This is a messenger RNA of Cheilinus undulatus (humphead wrasse), 1996 nucleotides long. Its product is annotated as E3 ubiquitin-protein ligase TRIM47-like. NCBI's taxonomy places the organism in Eukaryota, Metazoa, Chordata, Actinopteri, Labriformes, Labridae. Bases 118 to 1191 code for a protein of 357 amino acids. Gene Ontology annotation, molecular function: zinc ion binding. The transcript is spliced from 2 exons. The record is from RefSeq and is a predicted model, not a curated record.